GUGGCGCCAAGAAGGGAAAAGUACGCACUAUCCGUAAUAAUAUUCCGACAGACGCACUGCGGACUAGAAGCUGACCGUCAGUCCUCGUCGUCGUUUCGCAGCUUUUCUCAAAGCUGUGCUUUUUUUUCCUUUUUGUGCAAUCAGUGACAGUGCGUCGAUCGUUAAGAGUGCGCUAUUUUCUUUUGUUGUGCGAACGCGCAUGGUCCUAGCAAGGGAUCAUCGCGGGUGUGCGACAUUUUCCUUUGAAAAAUUGAGAUAACUUUAGGGAAAAAGCGACGCAGGAGGAAAAAAAAUGAAACACUGCGGCUGUUUUUCAAUGAAUGUGCAUUAAGAAAAUUUGGUCCCUUCAAAGAGCUGUUUCUGAUCAAUUGACAGUGACACUAGUAGUUUGGUAGUUUGUUUUUGUUCUUCGCUGGAAGAGUCGUUCGCUGUAGAGAAAAAAUUGAAAAAACAGUCACUUAUCGAUUGAGAAAUACCAAGAUUUUUUCCAAGGCAUUGAUAAUGUCGGGCCUGCUAUACACGCUGCUGGGCCUGGCGGCGAGUACGAGUCUGCAUUGCGCGGUACGUCGCGAAAUAAGCCCAUGCACUUGCCGCCAAGAGGAUUUUUCAAUGCCGGUGAUCACUGGACCAACGUCGAGUCAAGGCGUAAGUCCAGUUGUCCAUCCGGUCACGCACGGCGAACGAAUCGAAGUGGAAUGCGAGAGAAUGGAGUCGUUUAAUCAGGUGUCCGAGGCACUGAGAGGGAGGUUUACGUUGGACCAACAGAUUAUACUCAGGGUCUCGCAUUCCCAGCUCAAGGACAUCUCCAAGCACGACUUCAAAGAGCUCCAGAUGUCCAUUACGCGGCUCGAUCUCAACUACGAUGGCCUCGGACUCUUAGAUGCAGAGGUGUUCGCAGGCCUGGGUCGAACGCAAUACUUGAGCUUGGCGGACAACGAGGUGCCGACAAUACCGCGCCAGAUGCUCUCGCAUUUGUCGCUGUUGCGGACUCUUGACCUCAGCAGAAAUCGGAUCAGCCGCAUUGAACCUGAUGACUUCAAGUAUAAUCCAACCUUACAAUAUCUUCUUUUGGCUGGCAACAUGAUAUCUGAAAUGUUACCGGGAUCCUUGCCUCCUUUGAUCAAACAUCUUCAUGUUGGAAGAAAUGAGCUAUCGAGCCUCAAUCGUACUCUCAAAGAUCUGAAUCAACUCGAGUGGUUGUUGAUUAAUUCGAAUGAGCUCACGUCGUUGGAUGGUGAAUUGCCAUCUUCGGGACAUAAUUUGAAGAUGCUAUAUGCAGUGGACAACAAACUGACUCACUUACCUGCUGAAUUCCGCUUUCUUCAUCGCCUCGAGUCUCUAUUUCUUCAGCACAAUGAGAUAACCAGUCUUGAUGGUACCCUGCAGAAGGCCCGCAAGCUCAAGUUCCUCGAGCUUUCUUAUAAUGAUCUGCAAGUGCUUAGCGAAGAUGACUUUGUCGAAGCUGAAAUGUUGGAAGACCUCGAGCUCGGCCACAACUCACUGAAAUCAUUGGGCGGUGACGGCACCUUCAACCCCGAUGGUACAUUCAAACUCAGUGCUCUCUAUCCGUUGAAAGCUCUGAAAUGUUUGAAUCUAACACAUAACCAACUCACCGAAUUCUCUUUCACAUCUCUGCGUGGGUUGCGCGAACUGCGUAUGGUGGACCUUUCCAGCAAUCAAAUCAGCAGACUUAUGCGCGCUAGACCUCCCACGGAGCGAACGAUCCUUUCUCCCACGGUGGUAUUGCAGAAUUUGGUUGAGGAGGAGGAUGACAAUGCCGGAGCGAGUAUUCAAGAUUUGCGAUUGGAACACAAUCGAUUGGCGAAUAUCGAGGGUUCGAUUUUCACCGGCAUGAAGGAACUGGAAAGGCUUAAUCUUAGCCACAAUGCUCUUGGACCAACACUAAGCCUGAGGGAUCUCAGGGGUCUUGAUGGUUUGCGUGUCUUGGAUUUGUCCUACAAUGAACUUACUACUCUCGAGGAUACGUCUGAGACGUGGUUACCGCUUUUAGAAGAGCUCAAUUUGUCUCAUAACAAGCUGGCAACCCUUUCGGAGCGCGAUUUCCGCGGUUUCCCUGGCCUUUGUUGGGUGGACGUAAGCUCCAACAAAAUUAGCACCUUGAAGCCUGAGCUUGUGGCUAACACUAGGUGUACCGUUCAUGGUGUACCAGACGUCUUACGCAUCUAUUUACAAGAUAAUCCAAUACUAUGUGACGCCGGACUAGCAGAUUUAACAGUAGCUCUGGAGGUAAACCAUGCCAAGGUUUAUUGGGUAGCAAACGAAUGCCCAACAGCCACACCCCCAAAGACGACAACAAUUGAACCAACACAGCCACCUCCGUUGCCACCGACUUUGAUAUUAGCAGCUGCAGCAGCUGCCUCAGGUAGCAAUGUUUCGUUUGCUGCGACGCUCGAGUAAAGCUAUACAUGUGAAAAUUUUCUUUUUCUAAAUGUUAUUACCAAUCCUCUUGUACGACCGACACUCCGUUGUCGAUGAUUUAUAAAGUUGAAAGGAAAAACGAGAUAUUCCGACGAAGCAGUAUAUAUGAAACAUUAACACUAUUUUGUCAUAAGUGUUUAAACAAGUUGUUAGGUAUUAGGGUGAAGCUAUUUUUCAACGGGAUCGAUAAACCAAGAUGAAGGUCGGUUAUUACGAAUUGAAAUUAUCGAAGACGGUAUAAUACUUUGUGCAAACUACUUGUUAUGAAGAGAUAUAUAUUUUUUUGGAUAAACCUUGAUUGAUGAUUUUUACACGAUUAAGCAUUCCUUAUGAAUUUUUUGAAAUUUAAGCUGAAAAGAUCAACAUGAAAGUUUAAUCGACAUUAUUUAAUUUAUAAAUUUAAUAGAUUUGGAUUUUUCUAACUCGAACGAAAUUUAACUCUGCUUAAAUUUUUAUUUAAAUUGCGUGGUCUUAUUAGAUUUAAAUUAUUAUAUAUUAAGAUUCAUUCAUUUAUAAUACAUCCAGCGUUAUUAUCACAUCUUACGUGUAAAUUAUUGAUGAAAAGGAUUUGUGAGUUAUCUUUUGAAAUAUAUGUUGAAAAGAAAUUAUUUUAUCGGUCAAUGGUUCUUUCAUAUGUUCAAGUGCGACUAUAUAUACAAGUGUAUUUCAAAAGAUAAUUAUAUUUUACUAUACAGAAGCAUUAUUUAUAGCUCAAUCUAGUUCACAAUAUCAGUAGCGAAGAUAAAGAAAAUGGAAAAAAAAGAAAUAUUUUCAUGUUAUAUGGAAUACAAUAUAAAAAUGAUGUGCUAUAUUUUCUACAAAAUAUAUGUAUUAUAAUAGUUCAAUUACCGUAUCAAAAGAUUAAUUUUUUAUUAUUCAAAGUACUUUUGAAAGCAAUCAUUCUCAGUAAUUUUGUCUGGAAAUUCAGCACAUAUAUGCAUAUAAGAGACUUUCGAAGUAAUGAUAUACAUUAAAGUCAAGCAAAUGGCGAAAAGAUAAAAUGUAUGAAACUCAUGGUAGAAAAUCAUGUAGUUCUCGAUAAAUAUUUAUAUAGACAUAUGAAGAGUAGCACUAUACUUUUAGGCCAAAAAAAUGUGUAAAUAAUUUUAAUAGAUUUCACGACGAGCUCCUUGUAAAAUUACACUAUUUUACCGUUCCUUACAUUGAGCGAUUCUAUCGGACUUUCAAACAAAAAAAAGAAUAA
Phymastichus coffea is the source of this 3643-nucleotide messenger RNA. RefSeq names its product chondroadherin-like protein (gene ltl). Gene Ontology annotation, molecular function: protein binding. The record is from RefSeq and is a predicted model, not a curated record. The transcript has 9 exons. Bases 502 to 2418 code for a protein of 638 amino acids. Lineage: Eukaryota; Metazoa; Arthropoda; Insecta; Hymenoptera; Eulophidae. Gene Ontology annotation, cellular component: plasma membrane; extracellular matrix.